GGGCAGCGGCGCUGUGAGGGGAGCGCAGGGAGCUGACUGUGAGGGAAACGGGAGGCAGCGGGACUGUGAGGGGAGCGCAGGGAGCUGGACUGUGAGGGGAACGGGGGGCAGCGGCGCUGUGAGGGGAACGUGGCGUAAAGGGGAGCGCAGAGAGCCGGACUGUGAGGGGAACGGGAGGCAGCGGCGCUGUGAGGGGAGUGCAGGAGCUGACUGUGAGGGAAACGGGAGGCAGCGGGACUGUGAGGGGAGCGCAGGGAGCUGGACUGUGAGGGGAACGGGGGGCAGCGGCGCUGUGAGGGGAACGUGGCGUAAAGGGGAGCGCAGAGAGCCGGACUGUGAGGGGAACGGGAGGCAGCGGCGCUGUGAGGGGAGUGCAGGAGCUGACUGUGAGGGAAACGGGAGGCAGCGGGACUGUGAGGGGAGCGCAGGGAGCUGGACUGUGAGGGGAACGGGGGGCAGCGGCGCUGUGAGGGCUGUGCGGGGGUGGGAUCAGGUCAUGGACGAGCACCGGCGCGAUCAGGGCUGUGAGGGAGGCACCGAGGUGGCUGGCCUGGGAAACUAUGGGCUGCGCGGCACACGGCACAGUGUGGGCAUGGAGGUGCUGGAUCGGCUGGCCCGGCAGCUGGCGGUGGCCGAGGGCUGGCGAGUGGACAAGCGGUGCUGCGCUGACGUGACCCUGGCCACAGCACACGGCCUGGAGCUGGUGCUGCUCAAGCCACGCAGGUUCAUGAACCUCAAUGGGCUCAGUGUUGCCAGUGCUGCUGAGAUCUACAGCCUUGGCCCUGGAGACAUUUACCUGGUUCACGACGACCUGGACAAGGCCCUGGGCAAGGUGGCAAUCAAGCUGGGAGGCAGUGCAAGGGGACACAAUGGGGUCCAAUCCUGCAUCAAUGCUUUGCACUCCAAUGAGAUGACCCGGCUCAGGAUUGGCAUCGGGCGGCCAGAGGGUGAUGUGACAGUGCCCAACUAUGUUCUGUCUCCGUUCAGUGCUGGGGAGCGGGAGAAGCUGGAGCAGAUCCUGGCCCAGGCAGUGACCUGCCUGUUGGAGCACAUCCAGAGCCGAGCACCUACAGAGCCAGGGGACAGGGGCUGACACAAACCCCCGGGGACCCUUGUGGCUGAUGGAAAGGUGCUGUGGGCUCUCGGGACUGACUAUGGUGCGGAGCAGAGCGCCCAGCCGGGCAGCCUGGCUGGGUGCUGGGACAGCCUCCUUCCAUCCCCACACCAAUCCAGGCAGCUCGUGUCCCACUCGUAUCCCUGCAGAGGCUCCAUACCUCAGUUUGGCACAGAAAUUUAAUAAACCCUCACCCUGAC
Ficedula albicollis (Collared flycatcher) is the source of this 1314-nucleotide messenger RNA. RefSeq names its product peptidyl-tRNA hydrolase 1 homolog (gene PTRH1). Gene Ontology annotation, molecular function: peptidyl-tRNA hydrolase activity. Bases 497 to 1093 code for a protein of 198 amino acids. The transcript has 6 exons. The record is from RefSeq and is a predicted model, not a curated record. Lineage: Eukaryota; Metazoa; Chordata; Aves; Passeriformes; Muscicapidae.